AGGAUGCUUAUCGUUCUUCCAACACUCCUGCUUUUCCACCACCUUUAUGUAAAUGCUGAAUAUUCUAUUUGCCGAAUGAUGGGAGACCCUAGCUACCCGCUGCUGUCAAAGGAUGGAGACAUAAAUAUUGGAGCAAUUUUUGCAAUCCACAGUAAAUUACCAUUACCUUCAUUUGAGUUUACAGAAAAACCUCAGUUUCUGUCAUGCACCAGUGUAAAUCUACAAGAUUUUCGUGGUGCUCAAACUAUGAUCUUUGCCAUUGAUGAGAUCAACAAAAGUGAUAUGUUGCUCCCAAAUGUUUCAAUUGGUUAUAAAAUCUAUGAUAGCUGUGGUUCAAGACUGUCUUCUAUGAGUGCAAUUAUGGCAUUAAUGAAUGGUCAGGAGUUUGCAGCAGGAGACAGAUGCAAUGGACAGUAUUUUAUAAAUGCUAUCAUAGGGGAACCACAGUCCUCUGCCUCAGUGAUUUUGUCCAGAACAACAGGGUCUUUUAAAAUUCCGCUGAUAAGCCCUUCAGCCACAUGUGAGUGUCUUAGUAAUAGACAAGAUUUCCCCUCUUUCUUCAGGACUAUUGCUAGUGAUUAUCACCAGAGCAGAGCACUUGCAUAUAUGGUCAAACACUUUGGGUGGACUUGGGUUGGAGCUGUGAACAGUGACAAUGACUAUGGAAACUAUGGAAUGGCAGUUUUUUUAAAUACAGCACAUGAGGAGGGAAUUUGUGUAGAGUACUCUGAGAAAUUCCAGCGAACUGAGACAGAAAAAAUUAAAAAAGUGGUAGAAAAAAUAAAACAAAGCACUGCAAAAGUGCUGGUUGCAUUUAUGACUAGUUUUGAGAUGUACAGUCUACUUGAGGAGUUAAAUAUUCAGAACAUUACAGGUCUCCAAAUUAUUGGGGUAGAGGCAUGGAUGACUUCAAGUAGUAUGAUAGCUCCAAACAGUUUUCGUGUGCUGGGAGGAUCACUGGGGUUUGCAGUGAGAAAAAUCAAUAUUGAUGGUUUUGCAGAUUAUGUAAUAAAAGCAUUUUGGGACACAGGUUUUCCAUGUGAACAGAGAUAUGGAAAUACAUCUCAAUAUGAAUUGAAUUGCAGCAGAUAUCAGGACCUACUUAUGAUGAGAAAUUACAAUAAAGAUGUGCCUGAGCAAAGAUACUCAAGUAACAUCUACAAAGCAGUCUAUGCUGUGGCUUAUGCACUACACAGUCUACUGAAGUGCACAGAACAAGAAGGUUGUGAAAAAGGCCCAAUAAUACAACCACAGCAGGUGGUUGAAACGCUGAAGAAUGUAAAUUUCACUGUAAAGUUUGGAGAUCAUGUGUGGUUUGACAGUACAGGUUCCACAGUAGCCCAGUAUGAAGUUGUGAACUGGCAGCAGGACUCAGAUGGAUCAAUCCAGUUUAAAGCAGUGGGUUACUAUGAUGCCUCACUGCCUCCUGACCAGCGUUUUAUACUUAAAACUGAAAACAUAAUUUGGACUGGAGGACAACUGAAGAGGCCAAGGUCUGUGUGCAGUGAGAGUUGUCCUCCAGGAACUAGGAAGGCUACACAGAAAGGAAGACCUGUCUGCUGUUAUGACUGUAUUGCAUGCGCAGAUGGAGAAAUCAGUAAUGAGACAGAUUCAAAUAACUGCCAGCAGUGUCCAGGGGAAUACUGGUCUAAUACUGAGAACACUGAAUGUGUGUUAAAGGCUGUAGAGUUUCUGUCAUUCACAGAAGUUAUGGGUAUAGUGUUAGUCUUUUUCUCUCUGUUUGGAGUAGGAAUAACUGUACUGGUGGCCAUCCUGUUUUACAGUAAGAAGGACACUCCCAUAGUAAAAGCCAACAACUCAGAGCUGAGCUUCCUGUUGCUCUUCUCAUUGUCUUUGUGUUUUCUCUGUUCACUUACUUUCAUUGGUCGCCCCACUGAAUGGUCCUGUAUGUUGCGUCACACAGCAUUUGGGAUCACUUUUGUCCUCUGUAUCUCCUGUGUUCUGGGGAAAACAAUAGUGGUGUUAAUGGCAUUUAAGGCCACACUUCCAGGAAGUAAUGUCAUGAAAUGGUUUGGGCCUGCACAACAGAGACUCAGUGUUUUUGCCUUUACACUUAUACAAGUUCUUAUCUGUGUGCUUUGGCUAACAAUAUCUCCUCCUUUCCCCUAUAAAAAUAUGAAAUAUUAUAAGGAGAAGAUCAUUCUUGAAUGCAGUCUGGGUUCUGCUGUAGGUUUCUGGGCUGUGUUGGGUUACAUUGGCCUACUGGCAGCCUUGUGCUUUGUUUUAGCUUUUCUGGCUCGGACGCUUCCUGAUAACUUCAAUGAAGCUAAAUUCAUCACAUUCAGUAUGCUCAUAUUCUGUGCUGUAUGGAUCACAUUUAUCCCAUCUUAUGUCAGUUCACCUGGGAAGUUUACAGUAGCUGUGGAGAUAUUUGCUAUUUUAGCAUCAAGCUUUGGCUUACUAUUCUGCAUAUGUGCCCCUAAAUGUUAUAUCAUUCUUUUUAAGCCUGAACAAAAUACAAAGCAACAUUUGAUGGGAAAAACACAAACUAAGUCCUAA
This is a messenger RNA of Misgurnus anguillicaudatus (oriental weatherfish), 2520 nucleotides long. Its product is annotated as extracellular calcium-sensing receptor-like. Gene Ontology annotation, cellular component: plasma membrane. The record is from RefSeq and is a predicted model, not a curated record. Gene Ontology annotation, molecular function: G protein-coupled receptor activity. Gene Ontology annotation, biological process: G protein-coupled receptor signaling pathway. Lineage: Eukaryota; Metazoa; Chordata; Actinopteri; Cypriniformes; Cobitidae.